Molecule: messenger RNA, 420 nt
Organism: Verticillium alfalfae VaMs.102
Lineage: Eukaryota; Fungi; Ascomycota; Sordariomycetes; Glomerellales; Plectosphaerellaceae
Product: RNA-dependent RNA polymerase
Exons: 2
Coding region: 1-420 (139 amino acids)
Biological process (GO): siRNA processing
Cellular component (GO): nuclear RNA-directed RNA polymerase complex
Molecular function (GO): RNA-directed RNA polymerase activity
Source: RefSeq, a predicted model, not a curated record
AUGGUGCUCAACCGCCAGAUGAUCAAAAUCCUCGAAGACAUGGGCGUCCGAGACGAGUGGUUCUUCAGCCAGCAGAAGCGAGAGCUUGAACGACGCCACGCCGUCACGGCUGGUGCGUGGAACACCGGGGCCUUCUGCAGCUCCAAGGCAUCGGCUCGGCAUCUUACCUCUCGACAUUCAUCAAGACGCUCGACAAUGCUCAAAGAGCUCCGCCUGCUGAAAUUCAAGGCGAGGAUCCCCAUGCCUCAAGGCGUGACUUUAUUCGGAAUCAUGGAUGAGUCUGGGUUUCUUUCCGAAGGCGAAGUUUCCGUGUGCUACGACUCGUGCUACAACGGCUCUCUGCCGAUCGACAGCACUCUCAACGAUGGAAAUAUUCCUGUCAUCCGGUCCCCUGCUCUCUACCCAGGCGACAUUCAAUGA